GUUUGGUAAGUUGAAGUGCUCCCAGCUGCUUUAUUCGUAUAGUGCUGCCCAAUUGGCCUCUUGCCGACUUCAUUGGCGUUUCUCUCAUUUUUCCUCUGCUACACGGUCAGAAUGCCUGCGUCAAUUACUAGGAUUCUAAUAAGCGCGCUGUUCUGUGUGGCUUCGGUUUCCGCCGACCCAGUCUACAACGGAGCGCCCCGGGAUGCCUAUGAUUAUAUCGUCAUUGGUGGAGGAACCGCAGGCUCGGCCCUGGCCGCCCGCUUGAGCCAAGGUCUUCGGUCGGCGAGCAUUCUCCUCGUCGAGGCUGGCCCGAUUGCCUUGGGAGAGGAAGGCAUCAACAUUCCCGGGAAAAAGGGGUCGACUCUGGGCACCAUCUACGAUUGGAACUUCACUACCACCAACCAGCCCGGGGCCAAGGACCGUGUCAUUGGUGUUAACAGGGGGAAGGUCCUGGGCGGCUCCUCUGCCCUGAAUCUGAUGUCCUGGGACAGGGCCAGCAUCCCCGAGUAUGACGCGUGGGAAGAUGUCGGAAAUCCGGGAUGGAACUGGCCGUCCAUGAUCGCAGCCAUGAAGAAGGUCGAGACCUUCACACCAUCUCCCCAUUACGGGGAGACGGGAGUGGGCACGACGGGACCUAUCAAGUCGGCCAUCAAUCGCUUCAUCCCCGAGCAUCAAGAAUCAUGGAUCCCGACCAUGAACAACCUGGGCGUUCGGCACAAUUUGGAGUCCUUGGGCGGGGAUCCGCUUGGGGUCAUGUACCAGCCUAGCAACAUCGACUCGGCCAUCUGGAAUAGGUCUUACGCUGCCAAUGGCUAUCUCCCGACGGCCGGAUCCAAUCUCCACGUCAUUACGGACCGGCGGGUAGCCAAGAUCAACCUCGAAGCACGCGACGGUUCCCAGAUGGUAGCCACCGGCGUCACCCUCCAAGACGGCACCGUCAUCCACGCCCGUGCAGAGGUUGUCCUUUCGGCAGGUACCAUCCAGAGCCCCGGGCUCCUGGAACUGUCGGGCGUUGGUCCACGGUCCGUUCUGGAGAAUGCCGGCAUCGACCAAGUCAUCGACCUCCCCGGCGUCGGCGAGAACCUGCAAGACCACAUUCGCAUCCAGGGCUCGUUCCAGCUCCAGGAUAACUACACGUCGUUCGACGCUCUGCGCUACAACACAAGCUUUGCUGCCGAGCAACUUGAGCUUUGGCGAUCUGGGCAAUACUCAAUGUACGACUACACGGGCAGCGGCUACACCUUCAGCAACUGGAGCCAGGUCGUCGGCAGCGACGCAUCCGCCGCCCUAACGUCUCUCGCCGAGCAGGCCAUCGGGACAUCCCGCCACCCAGUCGACCAGAAGAAGCUAGACUUCCUGCGCAACCCCGCCGUACCCCAAGUCGAUGUCAUCUUCUCCGACGGGUACACCGGCGUCAAGGGGUACCCCCCACCGAGCACGCCGCUCUUCGGCCAGGACUUCUUCACGCUGAUCGCCGGCAUCAUGCACCCGCUCAGCCGCGGCAGCGUGCACAUCCGAUCCUCCAACCUCAACGACGCCCCCCUCAUCAACCCCAACUACCUCUCCAACGAGUACGACAUCCAAGCCGCCGUCGCCGCCAUCAAGUAUGUCCGCAGGAUCGCCAACACGGCCCCGCUGUCGUCGCGGUGGGUGGCCGAGUACGAGCCCGGCCUGGCGGCGGUGCCGCCCGAGACCGACGACGACAACGAUGCCCAAUGGCGCGAUUUUGUCCUGAGCACCACGCUGUCCAUCUUCCACCCCGUCGGGUCGUGCGCCAUGUUGCCGCGGGACAAGGGCGGCGUGGUGGACCCGGCGUUGGUGGUCUAUGGGACGACUAACCUGCGUGUUGUUGAUGCUAGUGUGAUGCCUAUUUUGGUGUCGGGUCAUAUUCAGACGGCUGUGUAUGGGAUUGCUGAGAUGGCGGCUGAGAUGAUGAUUCGGGACGGUGGGAAGGGGAGAGGAUGAGUGGG
Molecule: messenger RNA, 1970 nt
Organism: Chaetomium fimeti
Lineage: Eukaryota; Fungi; Ascomycota; Sordariomycetes; Sordariales; Chaetomiaceae
Product: GMC oxidoreductase
Exons: 2
Coding region: 112-1965 (617 amino acids)
Molecular function (GO): flavin adenine dinucleotide binding; oxidoreductase activity, acting on CH-OH group of donors
Source: RefSeq, a predicted model, not a curated record